AUGCUCAUUGAUCUAGGGAAGGCACGAGCCACAAUGGAUAUCAACACAGAAUCAUCGCAAGACUCACCUACACCCAUUCCUGAGCAGGAAGACCAACAAGAGAGAAGUAUCGCUACAGCAGAUUCCCGAGACUCCGAUGAAGCUCAACGGCAGACAAUGGAUAUCAGAAUUGACAAUUCGAAGGGAGAUGACAGCCCUGGAAGUCCGUUAAACCUGCCUACUGAUGUCGUUGGCGACAGCCUAGUAACCGCCUCAGAAAUGACUAUAAUCAAAGCGGAGGAUACAGUCAAUGAUGCACUCAUAUCCAAUAGAAUGCCCUGUCACAAGGUAGAAUCUUUCGACCACAAGAUUAAGCAGGAAGAAGAGUCUUGCGGAUUUUCUCCCUCAACCACAUUCUCCCUCGUUGACGCUCACGUAUCAUCAGUAGGUGGGUGCGAGUCUGGACUUCUGCCAGUUUCACAACAUGUCGGCGAAAUGGUACUGUACACAAAACAUACGGAUGACGCAGUGGUCAAGGAGGAAGAGGAAUAUCCUGGCUAUGCUUUGACUCGCAAAAGAAAAUUCCCUGAUGAUGAGUCUGAGAAACCCUUCAAUGACGAAUUCUGGCAAAACUAUACUCACCAGAACGGGCUUCAAAACCAAGCAUCAGCAUGUUCUACCACCGCAUAUGAGCAUACAUCUCAGCCACCAUUCAAAUUCCAGAUCAUUGGAAGAUCAGGACAAAGCAGUUACACCAGCGGGUUCCCAAUGCCUGAAGCCAUCAGCCGUGUAUCUUCAAUUCGAAAUCUGAGCCACAUUUUGAAUCAGAAUCAGUCUGGCGACCGCGGAAACGAUCCCGAAAACGAGUCCAGCUUCCUCAAGAUAUUGAAGGGCUUUAACCCACUGAAAGUUCGAGAUCGAGAAGCAGGCAAGGACAAAGCACCCGCAUUGAAGUCUGUGACAAAGGCCAAGCUAUUGCAGGAGAUACUUCGCAGUUGUCCAAAGACUAGUGACGCCAAACGAAACAAAUCAGAUCUUGAGGCACUCAAGGCAGCUGUUAACGUUUUCGGCAAAAAAAUAAAACCGAAGGAUGGGAAAUGGUUGAUGAAUAAUAUGAACAGCGCUCUCCUCAAUCACCAAGCUAUCGGGCUUGCCUGGAUGUAUCAUAGGGAGAGGUCCGAUGACCCAUCAAAAGGUGGAAUGCUUUGUGAUUCAAUGGCAAGAUUUCCUACGUUUAUGGUCUAG
Molecule: messenger RNA, 1224 nt
Organism: Cadophora gregata
Lineage: Eukaryota; Fungi; Ascomycota; Leotiomycetes; Helotiales; Ploettnerulaceae
Exons: 4
Coding region: 1-1224 (407 amino acids)
Source: RefSeq, a predicted model, not a curated record